AACACAGAAAUUGCAGCAGUCCUGUGGAUAAUGUCUGUUCUCUUCUCAAGAAUAAGGGGCAUGUUCUUCCUCUUGUUCCUCACAUGGUUUUGUUCUGGUCAGCCUGCACCUCCACUCUUACGUUUCUCUGUCUACCUGGAUCCUUUAAACAUGGUAUACCUUCGUUGGGACCAUGAUGAACAGGAGAUGAUGACUUUUGAGCUGCAGGUUCACACAACAGGCUGGGUGGCGUUUGGAUUCAGCCCUCAUGGAGAGUUGCCUGGAUCUGACAUUGUGAUUGGAGGUGUCUUCUCUAAUGGCAGCAUCUACUUCUCUGAUUUUCAUGUGGUAGAUGAUGCAACCCUUGAGGAAGAUGAUAGCCAGGACUACCAACUGCUGUCAGUGACAGAGAAUGAAACCUCCACCACCAUGCUGUUCAAGCGCCACCUCCGGACAUGUGACUCAAAUGACCUGGAUAUCACAAUGGACACAGCACGUCUCAUUACUGCAUUUGGCACUGAUGACACAGUACAACUCUUUAAGGGCCAAAAAUUUUCUAAGUCUCUUUUCUUGAUGAGAUACAGAAGUCCAUCCAACUUAACUGACCCUAAAAUAUUCUUCACCUAUGACCUGAGGCUGGACAACUUUGCUGUUCCUGUUGAAGAAACCAAAUAUGCCUGUACCUUUCUUCCACUGCCCAGGGUUAAGCAGAAACACCACAUCUACAAGUUUGAGCCUGUAAUAACUCCCCACAACAUAACUUUAGUUCAUCAUAUUCUGGUUUACGCCUGUGGCAAUGCCAGUGUGUUACCAAGUGGCAUAGAUGACUGCUAUGGAGCCAAUCCAGAUUUUGCCCUGUGCUCUCAGGUGGUUGUGGGCUGGGCUGUUGGAGGAGAGUCUUAUCAAUUUCCAGAUGAUGCUGCAUAUUCCAUCGGAACACCUUGGGACCCUCAGUAUGUCCGACUGGAAAUCCAUUACAGCAAUUUUGACUUGGUAUCAGGUUUGAUCGACAGCUCAGGGGUACGAAUAUACUAUACACCAGAGGUACGAAAGUAUGAUGUGGGGAUACUGCAAACAGGCAUCUUCACCUUCCCUGUGCAUUUCAUUCCUCCUGGAGCAGAAUCCUACAGAUCUUAUGGCCUUUGCAAUUCAAGCCAGUUUGAUGAAAUGAAUGGGACACCAGUUCCAGAUCUGCACGUCUUUGCCUACUUGCUUCACACUCAUCUGGCUGGCAGAGGAGUGAAGGUUGCCCAGUACAGGAAUGAAAAACAGCUGGGGAUCAUCUGUGAGGACAACAAGUAUGACUUCACCUUGCAGGAGAUUCGGGACAUGAAGGAAAUCCUUGUAAUCAAACCAGGGGAUGAGAUCCUGGUCGAAUGUAACUUUCAGACACUGGAUCGGUCAGGGAUUACUUUUGCUGGGCCAAGCACCAUGAAUGAGAUGUGUCUCUCAUUCCUCUUCUACUACCCUCGUAACAACAUCUCCAGCUGUAUGGGCUACCCUGACAUUUUGUAUGUUGCGCAUGUACUCAAGCAGGAGGCCUCAGAUGCAGUGGAAGGAAUGAUGGCCAUGGACUUUGUUGACUGGAACAACGAAACUGUCAAAACUGCAGAGAAAGCAGCCAAGGAGGCAGAUCAAAUAGUUGUGAUUAAAACCAUUAAUGAAAUCCAGAAAAAUGAGAGUGGUCUCAUCAGAGACAUUCAUAUUCCAGAGCGGGCUGUCUGUCACAAUGUUUCUGUACAACAGACACUGUCAGAUCUGAGAGCUACUGCAAACCUUCGUUUGACCGCAGUACACAAUUUUGAAUCCUCAACCACCAAAGAAUUUGUUUCACUUCCUCUUCUUUUUCUCACACAGCUGUUGUUUGCUUGGAUUAUUUUUUCCUCUGAGUAUAGGAAGUGAGGGGCAGAAUACUAGAACAAAUCAUUGGCCUGAUGAAGAAGUCACUGUAAUUACCAUGUGAUAUCACAGUGUUCCAGCCCCAAUGUGAACACGAGAAGAUACUUAAAUAAUAGCAUAUUCUCUCCCUUUGGAAGAAAUAGGUUCUGUGUGUAUUGGCAUUUAUUUUAUUUUCAUGAAAAAUACUUUCUAUUGUAGUUUGUUCUAAAUCAAAAAACAAACAAACAAAAACAAUGUACUAUAAUGCAGUAAAGACAGGAAUAUGAUGUCAUUUAUUGAAUAGCUGGUGAUUAAUUAUGAAAUCCAGAGCUUUCAUAGAUGGGUUAUGAUCUAUAUUUGCUCACAGAUAUUUCAGUAAUUGUUAUCUAAUCUCUAGUUAUAUACUCACAACCUGCACUUAGGUCAGUAUAGAAAACUAGGCUCCUUAGUUAUUAAAACAUUUUAAUUAAUAAUCCAAGUAAUAUAUUUGAAUGUAAAGCCAGUAGUGCCAUAUCCAGCAUUAAAGUAUGUAUUCCUAUGACUGUACACCAGGGAAUUUAUCUACUGAUUGCCAGGUAAUAAUGAGGCAAUGGCUGGGCUAUUUAUGGCUGGGCUAUAAUGAGGCAAUUUAUUGACUAAUAGACCUGAAACAUCAUCAAAAUGUGAAGAUAUAGAACAACUCAAGAAUCCCAUGCCUUGACAUUAAAUAUAUGCAAGUGUAAUGGCUAAUCUAUCAUGCUGAAGUUUUCCUGUUUUCCUUUCUAACUGUACAUAGAUAUUUUCUUGCAGUGUGACACCUAAGGAACUGUGACUCUGAAAUUAAAUUUAGAACCUCUCCAACUUUAACCCUGUCAUGAUAUUCUACAAAGCAGGCUAGGAAUCCUCAAAGAAAUAUCAUGAAAAUAUUCUUCACAAACCAAAAUAUGUUCAUAUAAAACAUUAUUAAAAAAAAUAAAUAAAAAAUAAAAAAUAAAAGUUGAUGUAUUACUGGGAAAAGUGAAAAGCAGAUAUUCUCAUUUCUAGUUUUUUCCUAAACAUUCUUUUAUCAGUAGAAAUAUUUUGUUUAAAAUAAGAGCUUUCUAUAUAUAAUGUUUAAGUGGAAAGGAGGUGAAGCUGAUUUCUGAACCUGAUGAAGUAAAGGUUGUUUUGUUUUUGCUGCAUAGUAUGUCCUGGGACAGACCAUCAUCCAGAACACAGACCUUUUAUUAACAACUCAAAUGUUCUACUAUGGAAGACAAAAACAUCAUUUUAAACCAAAGGGACACCUGCUGCAAUGUGGUAUCUGUAGCAUAUCAACACAGAACUUGGAGUUCUGCUGGAAGUUUUUACAGGCAAAAAUUUUCCAUAAUGAUGUCAAAUAGCAUGAUGUGAAGUGUAGCAGAAGAAUGAUAUAUUUUCCA
Molecule: messenger RNA, 3257 nt
Organism: Anas platyrhynchos (mallard)
Lineage: Eukaryota; Metazoa; Chordata; Aves; Anseriformes; Anatidae
Product: putative DBH-like monooxygenase protein 2
Biological process (GO): octopamine biosynthetic process; dopamine catabolic process; norepinephrine biosynthetic process
Cellular component (GO): secretory granule membrane
Molecular function (GO): dopamine beta-monooxygenase activity; copper ion binding
Source: RefSeq, a predicted model, not a curated record